UCGAAGUUGCAUCUACAAUCCGGUUUAAAUUAUGCAAGUCAUACUUGUCCAUCAAUAACUGUUCUACCCCCUAGUAGGGCCCCUACUGCUCCUCCUUGACUGUUUGCAGUGCCAUACUGAAUGAUGUCCAGUUCCAGCAGUUCUGGAGAUCAUCCUCCUCACCGUUGUCUGGCUGAGUUCCUGCGCGGACUGCGUGAGCAGCAGUCGACAGGGACCCUGUGCGAUAUCGUCGUGCAGGGAUGCGAAGAGUCCGCGGUGGGCAUUCCCUGCCAUCGCAACGUCCUCAGCGUGCACAGCUCCUACUUUCGGGCCGUCUUGACGCAGGACUGGAAGGACUCAUCGCAACCAGUAUUUCAGCUUCGCAACAUUGACAGUCACACCUUGAACGAUUUGGUCAAAUACGCCUACACGUUGGAGGUGGACCUGAACGACGACAACGUGGAACGCGUCGUGAUUGCCGCGCAGUUCCUGCAGAUGGGUUCGCUGGAGUUGCUCUGCUGGGAGUACGUGGAGCAGCACAUAUGUGUCUCCAACUAUCUUGCCGUCUAUGCACUGGCCUCCAACCACCACCAUCCCCGUCUGGCCGCGGCAGCGCUGGAAUUGAUCCAUCUCAACUUCCUGCAGGUGGCGCAAAGUCAGGACUUUCUGGAGCUGGACGCGCAACAGCUGAUUGCACUGCUGGCAUCGGAUAACGUGGAAGUCUUCAGCGAGGAUCAGGUGUUGCAGGCGGCGCUGUGCUGGCUGGAUCACGACCGUCCCGGACGACUGGAGCACGCCGCCGCCGUUCUGCAGAUGGUCCGUGUGGCCUUUCUGAGCGAGCAGUGUCAACUGGAGCACUCGAUAAUCCUCACCAGCGCACUUAGGGUUACGCCACAGUGCCCGAGUCAAACAGCCGAUGAGACGACGCCGAGCGCCAAUCCACGGCCUUCAUACGGAGCACGGGAAGUGAUUCUGUGCCUGGGCGGAACCUGCCAGGAUCCGGUGGGCAGCGAGGAAGCCUCCGUGGACGUCUUCUGCCCGUCGAUCCCGGCCGUGUGGCGCUUGCGGGAUCUGCCCGAGCUCGUCGAGUGCUGCUCGGCGGCGAUGCUGGAUCCCGGCUGGCUGCUGAUCAACAGCAUGCACUGCGUCGGGACCGUACGCCGCAACAGCCACUACACCGGCCUGCGCCGCGAAUGGCACGAGACGGGCCGAGUAUCCACACUGCGCCAAGCGGGCGCGCUGGCCGCCCUGGACGGCCGCAUCUACGCAGCCGGCGGUUUUAGUCCGUAUGGCCACGGGAUGGUACCAUUGUCUUCCGUGGAGGCGUACGAUCACAAGAGCGAUUCCUGGAGCGCCGUGGCCGCGCUGCCCGUCGGGCUGAUCGGUUUAGCGAUGGUGGCGUGUGAGGGGCGGUUGUAUGUCUUCGGUGGAGGCGGCCCGGAGAGCAUUUCCAAUGCUGCGUUCUCCUACGAUCCCGCAGCCGACGCCUGGAGGCGACUGGCCGAUAUGCCGACCGCACGCAUCGGUUGCCGAGCGUGUGUGGCUCCCAGUGGACUGAUUUACGUCACCGGUGGAGAAACGUGGGAUAAUGCACUCCGUGUGCACGUGGAAGCGUACGACCGUGUUACCAAUCAGUGGCAGAAGAAAGGCAAUCUGGUGGAGGAGCGUUCGAGUCACGAGUGUGUCAGCGUGGGUGGGAGGCUGUACGUCAUCGGCGGGUUCUUUGCCGAAGGGGUGUACCAGGACAGCAUCGAGGUGUACGACGAGAGACGGACAGCUGGGCGCUGCAUGAAUGCCGGCUGCCGCAGGCCAAGUCCCAUUUUGGCUGCGUGGUGAUGAAGCUGAAGCGCGAAUAAAGAGGCCAUCGGCGCGCCAGUUAAAAGCGUAAUGUGCACUUAACUCCUAACCUUUGAUGGAUGGGAUGAUGAGAGGCGGAUUGGUUCACGUUACGUCGGGAACGGUCGGGUGGGAAUGGUAUACUGUACGUGCGGUGAUGCAUUGCUUUCUGUCCUGGUCGUAAAAAAUUCUUGUUAUACUGACUGGAUGACUUUUGUUUGGGAUUGCACAAGGUUGCGAUUUGCGGAGUUCGAGCUAACUUUUUUGUGGUAAAUGUUCUUGGU
Messenger RNA from Paramacrobiotus metropolitanus, 2099 nucleotides. RefSeq names its product kelch-like protein 3. Gene Ontology annotation, molecular function: protein binding. The transcript is spliced from 6 exons. The record is from RefSeq and is a predicted model, not a curated record. The coding region runs from base 121 to 1815 and encodes 564 amino acids. Lineage: Eukaryota; Metazoa; Tardigrada; Eutardigrada; Parachela; Macrobiotidae.